GCCGAACACGUGCAAGCGGGACAAUUAUCUUGGCAUCCGGACGAUAAUUUUCUCCUCCGCAAACACCUCCGAGAGCUCAGGCACGCCAGGGCGAAGCAAUUUAUUUUCAAGCACAGCAAGAUCUUGUAAUGGGGCAGAAGAGGAAACGUACGGACACUAGCCAGGAACAGGCCGUGUCCAAGCCCUUUCAGAAAAAGAAGUCGGAUCUUCACAAUGGCUCAAAAGGAAAAGAGAAGAAGGUCGGCGAUGGGCAUAAGCCUAAGUUGACAUUUGAACCACGACCAGACUGGCACGCUGCCGAGCUCCCAGAGCUACCUCUCGUCGAUAAUGCCCCAACUCCAGACUUUCACAUUCUGGACGACCUGCAUCGAUAUGGCGAGACCUUACUCGAAGCCGAGAACGCCAUGUUCGAGAGUUCGAAUGCAAGCUCCUCGUCCCACAAGUUCAUGUACCAGACCAUAUCCUCGGGUACAUUGGAAGACAAAGUUUCCUCAUUGACGUUGCUGGUUCAAGAGUCACCAAUACACACGAGGAAGGCGUUUGAAAACCUUCUUGGUCUCGCAAGCAAGAGGAGUCGUAACCAGGCUUUGAUGGCGAUUGCCGCGCUCAAGGAUCUGCUGGGACAAGGCGUCUUGCUGCCGCCAGACAGAAAACUGCGUGCAUUCAAUCGGCAACCAGCUCUUGCUGGCGCGCUAAAGGGAGUGACGACGAUACAAAAGAUAUCAGGGGUACCGAAACUUCCACCGGGGGUGGAGAAAGUGCAUCUUAUCUCCUGGACCUACGAAGACUGGCUCAAAAAGCAAUACUUUGAGCUAUUGAAGACUAUCGAAGUCUGGUGCAAUGACGAGGUACAAUACGCUCGCAUGCGAUCUGUCACGUUCGUUUAUGAACUGUUGAAGGAGAAGCCAGAGCAAGAGGAGAAUCUGCUGCGUCUAUUGAUCAACAAGCUAGGUGACACGGACAAGAAGAUUGCGUCGCGGGCUUCAUAUCUUCUCUUACAACUGCAAAACAGUCAUCCUCUUAUGAAGGAAGUCAUUGUUAGCGUUAUAGAAGCAGAGUUUCUCUUCCGACCGGGACAAUCGGCACACGCUCGGUACAAUGCGGUCGUCACUCUCAACCAAACUAUCCUCGGCUCCAAGGAGCAAGAGGUAUCAGAUAAGCUACUGGAAAUAUAUUUUAAGCUCUUUCUUGGACUUAUCAAGGAUCCGCAUGCAAGCGAGCGUGAACAAGGUGGAGGCUCAAAGCCGGGCAAAAUGGCGAAAGAAAAAGCCAAAAGGAAGGAGAGUGCAGCGGAGGUGCAGAAAGAGGCCGACGAAAAGAUGAUUGCUCAAAUACUGACUGGAAUCAAUCGAGCCUUUCCCUACGCAAAGACUGAUGAUGAGGCCUUCGAGUCCAAGCUUGACAUGAUAUACAGAGUCACACAUGCGUCCAAUUUUAACACCAGUCUUCAGGCUCUGAUUUUACUGCAGCAAAUCUCCGCCACGAAACACUUCACUGCUGAUCGAUUCUACCGUACCCUAUAUGAAUCUCUUCUAGAUCCACGUCUCACGACUACGUCCAAACAUAUUCUCUACCUCAAUCUUCUGUAUCGGGCCUUGAAGUCAGACAUGAAUCCCAAACGGGUACAGGCAUUCGUCAAAAGAUUGAUGCAGAUAAUCACUCUGCACGAGCCACCAUUUGCUUGUGGUGUAUUGUUUCUUAUCAACGAACUGAUUAUCACGUUCCCAAGUAUACGUGAGAUGAUGAAUUCUCCAGAGGAAGACGACGAGGAAGAAGUUUUCAUGGAUGCUCCUGAGACUGAAGAAGAUGCCAUGGCAAUGAAAAAGAAAAAGGAAACGCAAGAAGUAAAGCGAACAUAUGAUGGGCGCAAGAGGGAUCCACAAUACGCGAACGCAAACCUUGUUUGCUUGUGGGAGUUGAUACCGUUCAAAAUGCACUUUCAUCCGUCAGUAUCUCUGUUCGCAUCUCGACUACUUUACGGCGAGGUGAUGCCACCAAAACCAGACCCAUCGCUGCACACAUUGAUGCACUUCCUCGACCGAUUCUCAUACCGCAACCCGAAAGCCAAUGCACUUGAAGGAAAGGGCACAUCAAUAUUUCAGCCUCUUGCCGGUAGCGAAGGCACGGAUAGACUCAUCAAAAGACGGUCUGGUGCUUUUGUGGAGACACCGCUCAAUACUGAGGCGUUCUGGUCGCGGAAGGCAGCCGACGUGGCCGCUGACGAAGUUUUCUUCCAUAAGUACUUCAGUCAGUCUGGCAAGAAAGUGUCGAAAGACAAGAAGGCACGCAAGAGCAAGAAGGAUGACGAUGAGGAUAGUGAGGAAGAGGCCGGCGAGGAAGAGAUCUGGAAAGCCCUUGUUCAGUCCAAGCCCGAAAUCGAGGGAGACGAGGACAGUGAUGAUGGUGGCUUCGACGACGAAGACAUGUUGUCCGAUGAUGAUGAUGCUGAUGACAGCACUGAAGAAGCUGGAGGAGUCGAGCUCAACCUUGAUUCAGAUUCAGAUGCAGAAGAUCUCGACGACGCCCCUGAGAUGGAUGUGGCGGGAAGUGACGAGGAGGAGGAUGAUUUUGACAUGGCUGAGCUCGAAGACGACGAAGACGACAUUGUUGGGAGCGAUGACGAGCUACCAUCAGACUUUGAAGAAGCAGCAGAAGGCGCAGAUGAAGAAGAAGUCGAGCAAGUGUCAGACAAGAAGAAGGCAAGAGACGAGAAGAAGGCCAAGAAGCGAAAGCUGAAGAGUCUCCCAACUUUUGCUUCGGCAGAUGAUUACGCGAAACUGAUGCAAGACGAUGAAGACGGAUUCUGAUGGCGAUUUCAAUAUGAUAUACGAUAGACAAGGAGGUGCGAAAGAAGAAUUGGAGUACACAGCCUCCUGCGAUUGAAUUUUUGCAGGCUACAGACACAGCGGCUACAAUUGAAUCAUACAUGAGCACCUAGCAUAUCAAUAUCCGCAAAAAAAACACGCCGUCAAGUUCAGAUAAUGUACGUCUGCAUGAUGCUGACCCUUCUGA
This is a messenger RNA of Pseudovirgaria hyperparasitica, 3012 nucleotides long. RefSeq names its product CBF-domain-containing protein. Gene Ontology annotation, cellular component: nucleus. NCBI's taxonomy places the organism in Eukaryota, Fungi, Ascomycota, Dothideomycetes, Acrospermales, Acrospermaceae. The coding region runs from base 129 to 2807 and encodes 892 amino acids. The record is from RefSeq and is a predicted model, not a curated record. The transcript is spliced from 3 exons.